Molecule: messenger RNA, 509 nt
Organism: Staurois parvus
Lineage: Eukaryota; Metazoa; Chordata; Amphibia; Anura; Ranidae
Source: the annotation of a GenBank genome assembly
UGAUGUGAGGGGCGGCUGAUUGUCCAUCAUGACGUCCUUGUAGAGAUCCUUGUGUCCUUCUAAAUACUCCCACUCCUCCAUGAAGAGAUGGUCAGUGACACCCUGACACCUUAUAGGAACCUGACACACACAAUGAUACAGUCACCAUCCAGACACAUCCCUUGUCUGUUACUAGAGAAUGUCCCAGAAUUCCCGGCACCGCUCACCUCUCCUGUCAGCAGCUCCAUCAUCUUCUCUGUGACUUCUAGAAUCUGCUGCAUGUUAAUCUCCUCAGGGUCAGCAGCAAAUGAUCUCCAGGGUGAGGUUUAGUAUCUUCUCAGUCAUGUGACUCCGGUCCUCCUCCAUCCUCAUUGGUGCCAUCAUGUGAUCUAUACAGGUCUCCUUGUAGACGGAUAACUUUGGGAAAUGAAAGUAAGAAUGAUUUGGAUGGUAUUGGUCACACAAUAAUAGGAUGUGGAUGUGAGGGGGGAUAGGAGGGUUGAUGGACAUUUAAGGACUACUGCCCCCAU